AAAAAAUUUGAGGAUACAAUUAAAGAAUGCACAAAAGCAUUGGAGCUAAACGCUAGCUACAUAAAAGUUUUGCUUAGAAGAGCAGAGGCACAUGAAAUGUUGGAACAUUUCGAAGAAGCCAUUGCAGAUAUAACAAAAGUUUUGGAAGUUGACCCAUCACAUGACCAAGCUAGAAGACAGAUUGUUCGCUUAAAGCCAUUGGCAGAUGAAAAGCGCGAAAAGAUGAAGGAAGAAAUGAUUGGGAAGCUGAAGGAAAUGGGAAAUUCCCUUUUGGGUCGAUUUGGAAUGAGUGUUGACAAUUUCAAAGCUGUCAAAGAUCCAAACACUGGUUCAUAUUCUGUUUCAUUUCAGCGCUAGUAUGGAUAUCCUGUACAAACGUCAAUAUAUACUCUCUUAGUUUCUGGCGCCAUGGAUCAGAGAGACAAAACGUUGAUGAAGGGUAUUGUGUCACAAUGCUGCUUUCCGGCAUAUGAUUAUGUUUGUACAUUUGACUCUAUUUAAAAAAAUGUUGGAAGAUAUUUGGGCAUGACAUAGAUGUGUCAAUGUUUGAGUUUACUGGAAUUUGUUCAUA
Messenger RNA from Coffea eugenioides, 571 nucleotides. Its product is annotated as tetratricopeptide repeat protein 1-like. Gene Ontology annotation, molecular function: protein binding. The transcript has 3 exons. The record is from RefSeq and is a predicted model, not a curated record. The coding region runs from base 97 to 357 and encodes 86 amino acids. NCBI's taxonomy places the organism in Eukaryota, Viridiplantae, Streptophyta, Magnoliopsida, Gentianales, Rubiaceae.